UGCACAGUCCCAACAACGGUUUCCAAAGUUGCUGAGUGCCUGUGCACUGACACUCUAUCUGUUUUGGCUGUCUCUGUAUGGUGACAGGCAUCUUGACAGUGCAGCAAGAUGCUGCUCCAUGAUCGCAGUCCAGAUACUUCCCCAUUCAAUGGCCAUUCUCAAAGACACCACUCCUUCAGCAGGUCAUACAAUUCAGACAUGUCUUUAGCGACACCGAUGUCUCCGGCAAGCAUGUCGAGAUCAAUGCACUUUGCGUCUCCAACUCCCGCUUCCAGACACGAAAGACAACAGUCUUACUCGCCUUCAGCUUCCUUCACCUCCAUCCCGCACCAUGUCCGAACACAGUCCCUCCAGAGGCAGUCCAGUACGUCUAGUACUUUUGCGCCAAAAUUCAUCAAGUCCGAUGAGAUGCGAAAGAGUGAGGACAGGAUCUCCGCCAUAGAGGGCGAGAAUGAUUUCUCUGGAAAAAGAUAUGUGUGGGUUAAGGAUCCAGAGAAAGCCUUUGUGAGGGGCUGGAUAACAGAGGAACUCCCUGGCAAGAAGGUGCUAGUACAGUUCGAAAAUGGUUCACAAAUUGAGACCGAAAUCGACGAGGUGGAUAAGGUCAACCCCGCCAAAUUCGACAAGGCCGACGACAUGGCAGAACUCACCCAUCUUAACGAAGCCUCAGUCAUACACAAUCUUUACACUCGCUACCAGGCCGAUCUCAUAUACACAUACUCCGGUCUCUUCUUGGUGACCAUCAAUCCUUAUUGUCCCCUGCCCAUCUAUGGCAAUGACUAUGUUAGAAUGUACAAAGGCCAGACCAGGGAAGACACACGCCCACACAUAUUUGCUGUUUCGGAUGCAGCAUUUCGAAGACUGGUGGAAGAAGGAGAGAACCAGAGUAUUCUAGUCACUGGAGAAUCUGGCGCCGGCAAAACUGAAAACACUAAAAAGGUCAUCCAGUACCUCGCCGCUGUUGCAACAUCCGACCUGGACACACCAUUAACGGGCAGAACUCCUGGCAAGCAGCUUUCCAACCUCUCCCAGCAGAUCUUGCGUGCAAAUCCUAUACUUGAAUCUUUCGGCAAUGCACAGACAGUACGAAACAAUAACUCGUCAAGAUUCGGUAAAUUCAUCAGGAUUCAGUUUACGCGAUCGGGCCAGAUCGCGGGUGCAUUUAUCGAUUGGUACCUCCUCGAAAAGUCAAGAGUCGUAAAAGUCAGUCAGCUAGAAAGAAGUUACCACAUAUUUUACCAGCUACUGGCCGGAGCAGACCAAAGAAUAAGAGACGCUCUCCUUCUGUCCGGAAUGGAUGUAGAGAAUUUCGCCUAUAUCCGUGCCGGAAAUGAAACCAUCAGUGGCGUAUCUGAUCGAGAUGAGUGGAACACCCUGAUCGAAGCAUUCCAUAUCAUGAACUUUUCAGAAAAGGAGCAAAUGGCAAUCUUCAAGACUAUCGCGGCAAUCCUGCACCUCGGAAAUGUGGCCGUACGACAAGAAAGCAGGGCUGCUGACCAGGCGACCUUGACUCCGGAGGCGAAAGCAUCCGUUGAUAAGGCCUGUAGACUUCUAGGGGUGCAAACCGAGCCAUUCAUCAAAGGUUUACUUCACCCCAAAGUCAAGGCUGGAAGAGAAUGGGUCGAGAAAGUCCAAACGCCAGAGCAGGUCAGGCUUGCACUCGACGCUCUCGCCAAGGGUAUCUAUGAACGAGGCUUUGGGGAUUUGGUGAACAAGAUCAACGGCCAACUCGAUCGGGGCGGUGUCAGCAGCGAUGACAGUCACUUUAUCGGAGUACUUGAUAUUGCCGGUUUUGAAAUUUUCGAGAACAACAGCUUUGAACAACUCUGCAUCAACUACACAAACGAAAAGCUCCAACAAUUCUUCAACCAUUAUAUGUUUGUCUUAGAACAAGAGGAAUAUGCUCGAGAACAAAUCGAAUGGCAAUUCAUCGAUUUCGGAAAGGAUCUUCAGCCAACCAUCGAUUUGAUCGAGCUUCCUAACCCCAUUGGUAUCUUUUCUUGCCUGGAUGAGGAUUCUGUCAUGCCCAAGGCGACAGACAAGUCAUUUACAGACAAGCUCCAUUCCUUGUGGGAGAAGAAAACCCCCAAGUAUGCGGCGGCAAAGACCAGACAAGGUUUCAUUUUGACUCAUUAUGCUGCCGAAGUAGAAUACUCUACCGAAGGCUGGCUUGAGAAGAACAAAGACCCUCUGAAUGACAACCUUACCCGCCUAUUGGCAUGCUCCAAAGACAGCCACAUUGCCAAUCUGUUUGGCGAUUGUGUUGAUGAAGUCGACGAGCCGUACAGCCCUCGAAGUCGUGUCAAAAAGGGGUUGUUCCGGACUGUUGCUCAGAGACAUAAAGAGCAAUUGAGCUCCUUGAUGCGACAGUUGCACUCAACACAGCCACACUUUGUUCGUUGCAUUUUGCCAAAUCACAAAAAGAAGCCCAAACAGUUCAACGCGCCUCUCGUCUUGGACCAAUUGCGGUGUAACGGUGUGCUGGAAGGCAUAAGGAUUGCGCGAACAGGUUUCCCUAACAGACUCACUUUUGCUGAAUUCAGAUCAAGGUAUGAAGUGCUCUGUGAAAACAUGCCUAAAGGUUACCUUGGAGGCCAGGAGGCUGCUAAGAUUAUGCUCGACCGGCUGAAGAUGGAUGGCCAAAACUAUAGAGUAGGUUUGACCAAGGUCUUUUUCAGAGCGGGUGUGCUGGCGGACUUGGAAGAGCAGCGAGACAGUCUUAUCCGAGACAUCAUGUCGAGGUUCCAAUCUGUCGCUCGUGGGUUUAUGCAGCGACGUGUGGCGUUCAAGCAGCUUUACCGAGCGGAAGCAACUAGGGUCAUUCAACGGAACCUCAAUGUGUAUCUCGACCUCCAGGCAAACCCCUGGUGGCGUCUUUUUGUCCGGAUGAAGCCUCUGCUAGGAGCGACCAGGACUGCGAGCGAAGUCAAGAGGCGUGACGAAAAGAUUGAGAUGCUUCAGACCAAGAUGCAACAAGAAGCUGCCGAGCGCCAUCGUGUCGAAGACGAACGACGUCGUGCUGAAAUCGACGUCCAGCGGGUCCGACAGACCCUUGAGGCUGAACGUGCCUUGGCUCUUGAUAAGGAGGAGAUAUUCAAGCGUCUCCAAUAUCGCGAAAGUGAAUUGACCGAGAAGCUAUCCGAAGCCAUCACUGAGCAAGAGACUCUGGAGGACCAACUCGACGCAGCUCUCGAUUCUAAAAAGAAGACCGAAGAAGAAUUGAACACGCGUCGUGAACAAGUGUUGCAAGCCGGUCAGAUCAUAACAAGACUCGAAGCGGAGAAGAAAGACAUGCAGCGACAAAUUGAGCGGUUGGAAGAAGAGAUUGAGAACGUCGAGAAGCAUCACUCGUCAACGGACAAUCGGCUCGAAAAUAUCAGUCAGGAACUCCGCACGCUCAAGUCUCAGUUGGGGGUCAAGGACAGGAAGAUUGCUGAACUCGAGUCUUCCCUACAUCAAGCCGAACGAGAAAAGGACAAUAAAUCCACGUCUCUCGAGCAGGAAGUGCGUUCGUUACGAAGUCAAAUAUCCCAGCGCGAGCGCACAACGGAGGAACUCGAAAAGAAACUCCAGCGCUCCGAGUCAUUACGAGCGGAAGAGACCAAGCAUAAGACCGAGGACUACGAGUCGCAGAUCCGUGCUCUGAAGAGUGAAUUGUCCGGCAAGGAACGCAAGGUCCACGAUCUCGAAGGCACGUUGUCAAAGAUUGACAAAGACGCAGAGACGAAGCUUGCCCAUGCCAACGACGAGCUCGGUAAUGCCAAGAAGCUUCUACGAGAACUUCAAGGUCAGAACGAGGAAUUGCGCAAUCAAAUCACGAGUAUGACCAGCGCCAGCAGCAAGCACGAAGAAGCUCUUCGGCGGAAGGAGGGUGAAUUGUCAGCAUUGAUGGCGGACAUUGAGGCUCACGAGGAGGAGAAGGCGAUUCUCAGGCGUGAAAUCGACGGACUGAGUGGUCAACAUGGCGACAUGCAGGCCAAGCAUCGUGGAUUACAGGAUGACAUUGAAGCCAUGCGGACUCAGAGGAUCAAGAUGGAAAAGGAGGCGAUUGAGGUCAGAAAAGCACUCGAGCGAGUUAUGCCGUUCUUUUCACAGAACUUUUCUUGAGCACCACGGGCAUGAUGGAUAGGGGCUGUUUUACGAAGCGUGAUGAGCAUGGUUGGAUUGCUAGCGUUUUUUCCCCUUUGGACUUUUUGUUUUUUUGGUUGUGAGUUUUGGCGAGCAAGGUUUGUACUGUACGUGUGUUUGGGUCGCUGAGUACAUAAUCUCCAGGAGACUUGCGUAGCAUGCAAAUGUGUACAUGAGUUUUAUCGAAA
This is a messenger RNA of Exophiala oligosperma, 4316 nucleotides long. RefSeq lists its product as uncharacterized. The record is from RefSeq and is a predicted model, not a curated record. NCBI's taxonomy places the organism in Eukaryota, Fungi, Ascomycota, Eurotiomycetes, Chaetothyriales, Herpotrichiellaceae. The transcript has a single exon. Gene Ontology annotation, cellular component: vesicle; myosin complex; cytoplasm. The coding region runs from base 109 to 4107 and encodes 1332 amino acids. Gene Ontology annotation, biological process: actin filament organization; vesicle transport along actin filament. Gene Ontology annotation, molecular function: actin filament binding; ATP binding; microfilament motor activity.